CAACAUAAAGUACUUCAGAUAUUCAAGUUAAAUUCUUCUACUAACAAUGGUACUCUUAGGUACUUGACCUUCCAUCCAUAUCUAGUCAAGCUCCAAUUUCUAUUCCUGACCCCUAGCUGGGUAAUCAAUGUCAUCUGAAAAUAUCAAGCCGAAACAAGUAUUGGUGCGUCCUUCUAUGAUGGAAGCUGGGGCGCGCCUCUUUGUUACCAGGUUUCUUCAAACAUAUGUCUCCAGCGGAUGUUUAACAUUAUUGGAGGAAGAUGGUACAACCUUUUACUUCCAAGGAGAAAGGAGAAACUGUUCUCUGAAAAUUGUUCUUAAAGUUCACAGUCCCCAAUUUUACUGGAAGGUCAUGACACGAGCUGAUUUAGGCCUAGCAGAUGCAUAUAUUGAUGGGGAUAUUUCUUUCACCGAUAAGAAUGAAGGUCUUCUAAACCUUUUUAUGAUUCUUAUUGACAGUAGAGAAUCAAAUUCCUCUGUCUCAAGGUCGAAAAGCAGAAGGGGCUGGUGGACGCCAUUGCUAUUCACAGCUGGCAUAGCAUCGGCAAAAUAUUUUUUCAAGCAUUUGCUGAGGCAAAAUACUCUUACACAGGGUCGCAGGAACAUCUCUCGUCAUUAUGACUUGAGUAAUGAUUUUUUUUCCCUGUUCUUGGACGAAACAAUGACAUACUCGUCUGCUCUAUUUAAGAAGGAAGAUGAAGACUUGAAGGUUGCACAGCUGAGAAAAAUCUCUCUUCUGAUUGAAAUGGCAAGAAUUGAUAAGAAGCAUGAGGUCCUUGAUAUUGGGUGUGGAUGGGGAGGCUUUGCUAUUGAAGCUGUCAAACAAACUGGGUGCAAAUACACUGGCAUCACUGUGUCUGAAGCGCAGCUGAAAUAUGCGGAAAAGAAAGUGAAAGAUGCUGGCCUUCAGGACCAUAUUAGACUACUUCUUUGCGACUACCGGCAAUUGCCUCCUACCUAUAAAUAUGACAGAAUUAUAUCCUGCGAGAUGAUAGAACAUGUGGGCCAUGAAUAUAUGGAAGAUUUUUUUGGUUGCUGUGAAUCACUAUUAGCAGAAGACGGGCUUCUUGUUCUGCAGUUCAUAUCGAUACCAGAUGAACGAUAUAAUGAGUAUAGGCAAAGUUCAGAUUUCAUCAAGGAAUAUAUUUUCCCCGGUGGAUGCCUGCCAUCACUAAGCAGGAUAACAGCAGCCAUGGCUUCUGCAUCCAGAUUCAGCGUGGAGCUCUUGGCGAACAUCGGGAUUCAUUACUACCAAACACUCAGAUGUUGGAGAAAAAAUUUCACGGAGAACCGGAGCAAAGUCCUCGCUCUCGGCUUCGAUGAAAAGUUUAUAAGGACGUGGGAAUAUUACUUUGAAUAUUGUGCAGCUGGUUUUAAGUCGCGUACACUCGGAGAUUAUCAGAUUGUCUUCACGCGUCCUGGGAAUCAUGCUGCAUUCGGCAAUCCAUAUCAAACUGGUGUGCCUUCGGGAGUUGAUCAUCAUCGGCCUGUUCCCGAUGGAGAAAUCGAAACUUCGUAAUAAUGCCAGCUUGGAGUAAUACUUUGAUCCUUUUUCCCAAAGUAUAUCAAAGAAUAUUGCACUCAAGAGUCUAUCGAUAUGCACUGAUAUAUUUUACUUUACCAGUACUUUCUAUGAAAAAAGUAAUGAAUAAUAAUAUUGGUAUACUGGUAUCUCUGCCUUCGAAUUUGGAGCAUGGAGAUCAUGUCGCUUGGCGUGCG
Molecule: messenger RNA, 1719 nt
Organism: Juglans microcarpa x Juglans regia
Lineage: Eukaryota; Viridiplantae; Streptophyta; Magnoliopsida; Fagales; Juglandaceae
Product: cyclopropane mycolic acid synthase 1-like
Exons: 15
Coding region: 128-1519 (463 amino acids)
Biological process (GO): lipid biosynthetic process
Molecular function (GO): methyltransferase activity
Source: RefSeq, a predicted model, not a curated record